CUUCUUCCUGCUUUUCCUGUCUUCUUCUCUGGUGUGUUCUUUCGCUGCGCUCUCUCUCCUGUUGCCUUUCUCGUUUCUCCGGCCGUCGUUUUUCCCUCGCCUUUCUUCUUCGUUGUCGCCAUUAUUUCUUUCUUCGUCAUUCUCUGCUCUUUCUUAUCCGUCUCUCCUUUUCUUGUCUCGCCCUAGUCCCUCUCCACUCCUUCCGCGGCAAUGGCGGCGCCUGCAGCCUUUCCGCUGUCGCUGCUCUCCAGAGAAGCGAAUCGACAGUCUCCUUCCUGCGCCUCUCCUAAUCUUCCCUCGCCCACCUCUGUCUCCUCGCAUUCCUCAGAAGGCCCCGCAGCCUCCUCUCAGGAGAAACCAUGGCCUCUUUCCUGCCUGCCUCUCUUCCUCACAGAGAACCCCCUCUUCAAUGCGGGAUUCGGCCUCGCGGUUCUAGGCACAGGCGCGGCGCUUGCUCGUCGGAGUUGGCAGACGGUCCAGGCAGUGGCCAGGCGGCAACUCUUCACUUCUCUCGAAAUUCCUGUCAGAGAUCCUGCCUAUCCUUGGGUCAUGCAGUGGUUGGUUUCCCGAGGAUGUCUCUCUCACCAUCUGGGCAUCUCGACAGAGUACUGCAAAGACAACGCCGGCAACGUCCGCGCGGUCUUCAACUACAUUCCUAGCCCAGGCCGGCACAUUCUGCGCUACAAGAAUACCCCUUUGGUGAUCGAGAGAACGCGGUCGGGAGAAACGAUGGACUUCCAAACAGGCACACCCUGGGAAACGCUCACUUUGCAAACCUUCGCCUUUCAGCGCCAUGCGAUUCAGGACAUCCUGGAGGAGGCUCGCCGAAACGCUCUCGCGAAGGAAGAGGGGAAAACAGUGAUUUUCAGAAGUGUCGCCUCAGAGUGGCGAAAGUACGGAGAGCCGAAGACAGUCCGUCCUUUUGACUCCGUCGUCUUGGCUGACGGGGUUGCAGAGCAAGUUUAUGAGGACGUCGUGAGCUUCCUGAAGUCUUCACAGUGGUACCUUCAGAGGGGCAUUCCCUAUCGACGCGGUUAUCUCCUUCACGGUCCGCCAGGGUGUGGAAAGAGCAGCUUUGUCAUGGCGAUCGCGGGGAAACUCAAGUACAACAUUUGCGUCAUGAACGUGGCAGAUCCUCUCAUGACGGACGACCGUUUUCAAUACCUUCUCGCGACUGUGCCACCGCAGUCGCUCUUGCUUCUUGAAGACAUCGACGGAGCGAUCCAGAAAUCCGAGUCCGCCCUUGGGGUUGCGGCCGAAGACCGGAAAGGCGCAAAUCCGUACGGCAUGCGUGGCGUCACCUUCAGUGGCCUCCUGAAUGCUCUCGAUGGGAUCGUGGCAACGGAAGAGCGCGUGACCAUCAUGACAACAAAUCACCCUGAAAGACUCCCAGAUUCCCUCAUUCGUCCUGGUCGUGUCGACAUCAAAGUCAGAAUUGGAUACGCGACGCGACCUCAGCUUCGGAGACAGUUUCUCCGGUUUUUCCCUGGAGAGGACGCGGCAGCGGACAAGUUCGAAGCUAUUAUGAGUGGCAUUCAGCUGUCUAUGGCGGAACUCCAAGGGUUCUUUUUGUUCUGCAAAGACAACGUGGACCAGGCUUUGGCAAUGGCCGAGUCGUGGAGAAAAGCGGACCAGGAGGCCCGUGCAGCGGUGAUGCGAGAGCGAGAAGCGGCAAACACAAAAACUAACACGGCUAGUUCAGAGCAAAAGGAACCGGAAAAGCUCGCAGUUCAGCAGAAACACUCCUCCACAGGGAAUACAGAGAGUGGCAGUUCACAGUCUGGUCACUGCGAGAAGCAGAGUGCGUCCUGAUGAUAUUAGCUAACGUGCCCAGAGAUCCGGGACUGAGCCGUGCAGGGAAGAGGAUGAAUCAACACAAUCUUUUUUCCAGUUGGUCAAUGCCCCUGAGUUCCCUCUUCAUUACUGGCACUGAAUUGUGCCACCACAGUGUUACUCGAAAGCAACACCACCCUAGCGUGGUGAUUACAGGAAGUAACUCUACGCUAGGGUUUCGAAUGCGAUGGCAAAAGUCAUUGAAACGGAUGGCAAUUACGAAACGAAAACCAAUUCCACGCGGCAAUGUGAAUUGUGAAUUACGAGAGAUUCCUUGACCGAGAAGCAUAUAACGGGGUAAACAAUACCAGUGGACGUAAAGGUAGGAACACGACUUUAUACCAAAAGGUGCUGUAGUGGUUGAGGUGCCACAUUCGAGGCCAUAUAGGUCGCGUCAGAAACAGUAGAUGUGGCAAACUGACGGCUCGGAUGACUGCGGCUGUUUCUGUGCUUUUGGGACACAGAACGGGAUUUUAGCUUAUGAUAAGGUACCGUCUCUGACAGCACGACGGGGGUCAUCCAAUCUGGAGCACAGAGCGUGAGGAACCCGGUCUUGCAAAUGACGCUGGCAUUGUGGCUCCCAUACAAGAAAUAUUUUCGGGAAGCCCAGGUUUUUGUACAUUCAUGAGUCAGUUGUUGUGUUUACGUGUUCCGUCACCUGUUUUUAUUCCGUCAUGUUUUCCCGUAACCGAGUCCCCAGGCUACUGUCCAUGUCACUGGCUAGAUUUGUCUGCGAUUCUCGACUGUCUGUUUGUCGGUCCACCUGCAGCAAACUGCCAUAGUUAUUUUAUCUCGUUCCUUUUGAAGACUGCGAAGGAAACAUAACACUUCUCCCUGACGCUGCACAUACCCCAGCGUCUCAAAAAAGGAUAGGCUUGUCCAUUCAUAACGCACCAUUUAAUUUGCUUCAA
This is a messenger RNA of Toxoplasma gondii ME49, 2744 nucleotides long. Its product is annotated as BCS1 family isoform 9, putative. Bases 211 to 1812 code for a protein of 533 amino acids. Lineage: Eukaryota; Apicomplexa; Conoidasida; Eucoccidiorida; Sarcocystidae. The transcript has 12 exons. The record is from RefSeq and is a predicted model, not a curated record. Gene Ontology annotation, molecular function: ATP hydrolysis activity; ATP binding.